Messenger RNA from Triplophysa dalaica, 1514 nucleotides. RefSeq names its product proopiomelanocortin a (gene pomca). Gene Ontology annotation, biological process: neuropeptide signaling pathway. The transcript is spliced from 3 exons. NCBI's taxonomy places the organism in Eukaryota, Metazoa, Chordata, Actinopteri, Cypriniformes, Nemacheilidae. The coding region runs from base 699 to 1370 and encodes 223 amino acids. Gene Ontology annotation, molecular function: neuropeptide hormone activity. The record is from RefSeq and is a predicted model, not a curated record. Gene Ontology annotation, cellular component: extracellular region.
CAUUUUUUUAAUUAUUAUUACUCAUUAUUUUGGAUAACAAAUCAUUUCUGGUUUACAGUUGACAGGGGUUGUAAUUUGGCUACAUUAUCAUUAAAUGCAUCCAAACCAAUACUUUUUAUUAAAUCUUUUUAUUUUUUAUUUUACCGUCUGAACUUUUAGCAACCACAUGCUUUCCCAGAUGGCUUCCCUUUUUAAGUCCCUCACCUUCCAAUUAAUUUUCAAAAAAAGAUUAGCACCUGUGUGUCCAAACACAAGCAAAACACAUGCACUAUAAUUGAUUCGAUGUGUAUUGUCACCUUUAAUGACGGAAGUCCGGUAAACCGACACGUGUGCCCUUCAACACAAAGGCCAUCAAAAUUAUGAUUUGACAAAUGACAAGUCCAUGUAGAUCCUGCACUAAUCUUGCAUUCAUUCGCAACGGGCCAUUACGACGUCACCUGUCAAUCUUCCAUCGAUUACUCAUCUGCAUGGCAGAUGAUGCAUUGGAGUUUCCUCCUUUGCACCACCCAUAAAAAAAAGUGACAUGACAUAUCCUAGAGUUUGGUGACCUUGAGGAAUUGACGCACAGGUAGCUUAUAAAAGACAAGUAGUGAAGAGUUUCAGAAAGCAUCGACGAGCAAACGGUCAUACACACCCAGAGAGAAGAUACUGAAGCAGGACCAUUAGAAGACUGAUUUCUCUCUGUGCCACAGGUAGAUAUGGUCAAGGGAUUGAGGAUGUUGUGUCCACCUUGGCUCUUGGCUUUGGCUGUGCUGUGUGCGGGUGGGUCUGACGUUAGAGCUCAGUGCUGGGAAAGCACUCAUUGCCGGGACCUCACCACUGAGGAAAGCAUUUUGGAAUGCAUCCAGCUCUGCAGGUCUGAUCUCACGGAUGAAAGUCCAAUAUAUCCAGGAGAAAGCCAUCUGCAGCCUCCUUCUGAAUCAGAGCAAAACGAGAUCCUUUCACCGCUAUCCCCCCUUACAUUCACCCCCACCCUGGAUCAAAGGGCACCUGAGUCCAGCACCCGGCACGAGCACAAGCGCUCUUACUCCAUGGAGCAUUUCCGUUGGGGCAAGCCAGUGGGACGCAAGCGCCGGCCCAUUAAGGUCUACACCAACGGCGUGGAGGAGGAAUCUGCAGAGACCCUCCCAGCUGAGAUGAGGCGUGAGCUGGCCACCAACGAUAUCGACUACCCCCUGGAAGAGAACAUCUCUAACCAGCAGGAGAAAAAGGAUGGCACCUACAAAAUGAACCAUUUCCGCUGGAGCGGCCCGCCUGCCAGCAAGCGCUACGGAGGAUUUAUGAAAUCCUGGGAUGAGCGCAGUCAGAAACCCCUUCUCACGCUUUUCAAAAACGUCAUCAAUAAAGACCACCAGAAGAAGGACCAGUGAGGGGAUGUGUAGGGAUUUAGGGAUUGUAGAGAAUGGUUUUAAUAUACCAAAAUACAUUUCUUCCUAGUAAGCUUAUAGAUCAUAAAAUAAAAGGAGUUUAAAGUUUAUUUGCAUUGUAAUCAACAAUAAAUUCUGAAUACUGUA